Molecule: messenger RNA, 1132 nt
Organism: Mycena citricolor
Lineage: Eukaryota; Fungi; Basidiomycota; Agaricomycetes; Agaricales; Mycenaceae
Source: the annotation of a GenBank genome assembly
GUCACAACGUCGUCACGGAAAUAUCGCCACGUACACCCCGCCGCCAUGUCUUCUCGCAUUAGCAUUGCCCGCCCACAGUCGAGCAGCUACAAUUCUGACCCUCACGGGCUUUCAAAUUCUCGCUCGUCCUCGACUGGCUACCGCUCAGCCAACCCGGACGACCCUUUGGAGAAGCUCAAGGCACAGGCUCGACAGGUCGAGGAUUAUGUCGAGAUCUACUCCCAGCCCUUGAAGCCCCACCUUCCCACCAUUGGGCGGUUCCUCAUUGUUGUUACGUUCCUUGAAGACGCGCUGCGUAUCUUGACGCAGUGGGGAGACCAAAUCUGGUAUUUGCAGCAACACCGAAAAUUCCCCUGGGGCAUCUCGCACAUCUUCUUGUUAAUCAACGUCUUCACCAUGCUCGGCGCGUCGUCCAUGAUCAUCCUCAAGCGCUUCACGGAAUUCGCGGCUGCUGGUCUUCUCGGCGUUGUCAUCAUCCAGGGCUUUGGCUACGGUCUCAUUUUCGACCUGAACUUCUUCCUCCGCAACCUGAGUGUCAUCGGCGGGCUUUCAUGGUCUUCAGUGACUCCAUCGUCAACCGCAAGAAGACCUUUGCUGGCAUCCCCAGUAUCAGCGAGACGGACCGCAGGAAAUAGUGCUUUCCUUCUCGCCGGCCGUGUCCUGCUGAUCUUCCUUUUCCUCGGCUUCAUCAUCCAAGGCACCUGGAGCAUUGCGCGUGUGUUCGUGUCGCUUUUCGGUCUCGCGGCAUGCAUAAUGGUGGCUGUCGGCUUCAAGGCCAAAUGGUCUGCCGCGUUCUUGGUGGUCGUUCUGAGCAUCUUCAAUGUUUUCGCCAACAACUGGUGGUCCGUUCACUCAAAGCACCCCAGCGGGACUUCCUCAAGUAUAUACGACUUCUUCCAGACAUUGUCCAUCGUUGGCGGUCUCAUUCUUCUGGUCAACAUGGGCCCGGGUGGUCUCUCAGUAGACGAGAAGAAAAGACUUACUAAGUGGUAUGGCGAGAGGUCUGCGACAUGGCGUGCGCAAUAUACACAUGUGGUUCGGUGGCUACACAGCAUGCAAAAUGAGGCAGACGCGAUUUGACAGUGGCCUGUUUCUAUUUAUCUUACAUUCGCAACGGGGGAAUACGAGUGAU